This is a messenger RNA of Chionomys nivalis (European snow vole), 3524 nucleotides long. RefSeq names its product KIAA2012 ortholog. NCBI's taxonomy places the organism in Eukaryota, Metazoa, Chordata, Mammalia, Rodentia, Cricetidae. The record is from RefSeq and is a predicted model, not a curated record. Bases 1 to 3492 code for a protein of 1163 amino acids. The transcript is spliced from 24 exons.
AUGAAAGCUGUUGCCAGGGAACCAGAUGCCACGAACAGGCCACUUCAGCCGCGUAAGAAUAUAAGCAUGCAAGCCUGGGAUUGCUGGAGGUGUAGUCAGGGAGGAGACAUGCUCGGUCUCUCUCUCCUGAGCCGGGGACACGGGAAGUUGGUCCAGGACAAACAGAAGUUGGAAGUCUAUUUUGAACCAGAGGACUAUCUGAACUGGAAGUCCCCGGAAGACUAUGUCCUGGUCAGCAAACCCCAGAAUGGAGACAGUGCCAGCCAGCACUCCUGGAGCCUCUUUCUUCCUAAGACUUUCAGCACAAGGAAGGGGGCGCUGAUCCUGUACUCAGAGGGGUUAGCUGUGUCAGCAUGGACACCCAAAGAGAGGAGAAGAGGUCACCGGAAGAAGCCAGACCUUGAACUGCACACGCUUCAAGACCUCAAAGAAGCCAUCUUGGCUUAUGGAAGGAGACAGAAGGAGCAGGACAGAGCCUGGCAACCUUACCUCUACUUCCGAAGCAAGCCAGAGAGCCAGACUCUACGGCAGAUCCAGCCUGGGUAUUCAGCCAAGAGAUAUCUCCGAGGCCUUUUGCGGACAUGGCCCCCAGAUACCAUGUACAGACUUCAGUGCGCAGGACACAUCAAGGAUUCCAUGUUGCUCCAGGGCAGUCAGCUUGGGAUACCCAAGAAUCUCAGGCCGCAGCAGGAUCUCUCGGGUGUUCCCCGAAAAUACCAUCUCCUGCCUGUCUACCCUCCGUUUUGGAUUCAACAAAGACCAUCUUAUGAACAAGGUCUCUCAGAAGCUGGCACAGAUGCUCAUGUGGACCAGGGCUCUGCCGCCCAGAACCACAACAAUCCAUGGACCCACCCAACACCACUCAGGAAGCAGUCACAGCAGGAAGAUGAACUCCAGGCCGAGGAAGCACUGAUAGAGAGCCACCUCCAUGUCCAUGCUCCAGAGGAAAGUCGCAAUGAAAAGACACAGCCAGCCUCCAGGAAGGCCCUUGGGCGUGCCCACAUCAGUCACCUCCAGCUUCCUAGCGACAAAGACCUCUUCACCGUCUACAGCGGUGCCUUCCCAGAUAAUCAAGGGAACACACAACCCCACAAGACCAGAGGCAGCUGCUUGUCCCAGGAGCCUCCUGUUAGAGGGUGCCUUUUUCCUCCUAUACCAUCUGCCAUGGGCUCAGAACAAAGAGCCCUUGGGGAAACAAAGAAAAAAAAGGCGCCAAACGCUCUGAAAUUACCUCCUAUUUCAGAAGAAUCACCCAGAGUCUUCAACCCCCUGAGGAGCCGUUUUAAAGCCAAUGAACCCCCAAUGGAGCUCUUCAUUAUUCCAAUGGAGAUUCAUUUCCAUGUCCCCCAGGCCUCCAAAGAAAAGGCCUGCGGGAGAGGUGCUCAGCACCCUGAAUCCGAUCCAGAACCAGAAGAAGCCACAACUUUAUGGCGGCCUCCCCUGAAGCGUCUGUACUUAGAAAGGCCCAGGGGGAUAACUGUGCAUCUCCCAGUGGCCAGUGGCCAGGACACACCCUCACUUCAAGGAGAUGGUGAUAUCCUGGUCCAGAGCGAGGACCAACCAGCGGGUCUCCCACUCCCAAUUAAAGAACGCAAAAGUUCAAAGAUCCAGAGGGACAUGGACAGCCCCAGGACCUCAGGCUGCAGCAGUCCCACAGGUGACCCAAGUGAGAGAGCACUGCCAGAAAAACCAGAAAACUCCAGAGAUCCCACACUGGGACACUUCUUGCUGAGUACGGAUGGUGAAAACUCCCGCCAGUCUCUCGUGAGGCGCACAGGAGCAGAGGUGCUCCCACUAGGACAAGCAAACACCGAAUCCAGAGCCAAUCUCCAUCGAAAUCCUUAUGAAACCUCCUCACCUCUGACUCAAGCAACAGAGAAGCAGGAACAUGGAGAUGAAACUGACUACCACGAAGAACCAGGAGGACCCCACAGAGGGAAUGACAAAGACAGCCAAGACCCAGAGUCAAGGGAUGUGACUCUUGACCGCUUCAGUACUCUCGUGGAUGAGUACAACCAGACCCCUGAGGCUGACACUGUGAAAAGCACGGACAGGGAUCUGCAUGGAGGACUACUAGAACAUGAGCCUGCAUCCCCAGAGAAGCUGGGGUCUGAGACUGCAUCUCUUCUUCCAAGGAAAAAAAAUAAGAAAAUGAAACCGAAACCCAAAUCGUUCGGCCAGCAGACCUCAGCUGCCGCCAGUCACGUGAGUGUGAAAAUAGAGAAUCUGGUCCAGAAACCCUGCCUGGACCCCUCCAAGGCUCCACGACCUGUACUGCGUCCCAGACUGCAUCUUCUUGUGAAACCCUCCGAAACUACAAAGCAGGGAAAGGAUUUGGUUGACAAGGCGAAGAGGAAGAAAAGAACCAAGACAAACGAGGACAGAGGACCCAAAACAGAGAGAGAAGGAAGGGUCUUGGGGCAUGCAGAGGCUGCUGGAGGAAAGUCAAAGGAUUCAAGAACUGAAAAGAAAUCAGAGCUAAUUCCGAGAGAAAAGAAACUGAGAAUCAAAGUGAAAAGGACACGGAAAGAGAGGAACGCGGGAAUGGCGGAAGAGCUGAGUGAGCCUGACGUUGCCAAGGAAGCAGGUGGUACCUCAGAGAAAGGUCUUCUCCGUCCACACUCUGCCACCGAGGACCCUUGGCUUUCUCCUGAAUCGGACGCGCUGGAGAGCCAGGUUUUUAUAGACGGAAGAUUGUCACACACACAGGCAACGGGUGUCACUAACAACAUGGAAUCUGAAAAAGAGAGAAGCCCUGAAGACCCUUUCAAGGCCCUCCUGGAUAAGGCUUCUCGGGACAGGAUUCGCCUAGAGAGGGCAGAGAUGAGGCUGCUGGAGGUGGAGCGCAAGAGAAGGGAGCAGGAAGAGCUGGCCAGGCUCCAUAAGGAGCAGCUGGAGAGAGCAGAGAAGAUGAAGGAGGAGCUGGAACUGGAGCAGCAGAGGCGCGCUGAGGAGAUCCGCCUGAGGAAGCAGAGGCUGGAGGAAGAGCGGCAGCGGCAGGAGGAAGAGGAGAGGAAGAGGAGGCGCCAGCUGCAGGCGGCCCAGGAGAGAGCCCGGCAGCAGCAAGAGGAGCUCCGGAGGAAACUACAAGAACUGCAGAGAAAAAGGCAGCAGGAGGAGAUGGAGAGGGCUGAGGCGGAGAAGCAACGGCAGAGAGAACUGGAAAUGCAGUUGGCAGAAGAACAGAAACGCCUGAUGGAAAUGGCUGAAGAAGAACGGCUGGAGUACCAGUGGCAGAAACUGGAAGCAGAAGAGAAGGCUCGGCAGGAGGCUGAGGAAAAGAGGCAACGGGAAGAGGCAGCGGCAAGGCUGGCUCUGGAGGAAGCCAUGAAACUUGCCCAGGAGCAAGACAGGCAAAAAGCAGCUUUAGAGAAACAGCUUCGUUUUCAUCAAGAACUCUUAAAGGAAGCCAGCGGUCUGCAGUGGACACAGAACAUUUCCAGACCAUGGGUCUACUCAUAUUUCCAGUUCCUGCAAAUCCCCAAGCCAUAAGGCUAGAAGAAAACAAAAAAGUAAGUUGAGAA